This is a messenger RNA of Lepus europaeus (European hare), 4592 nucleotides long. Its product is annotated as YY1-associated protein 1-like. The record is from RefSeq and is a predicted model, not a curated record. Lineage: Eukaryota; Metazoa; Chordata; Mammalia; Lagomorpha; Leporidae. Gene Ontology annotation, molecular function: transcription coregulator activity. Gene Ontology annotation, biological process: regulation of DNA-templated transcription. The transcript is spliced from 14 exons. Gene Ontology annotation, cellular component: nucleus. The coding region runs from base 101 to 3319 and encodes 1072 amino acids.
CUCGGGGGCGCGCACGUCACCGGGCGCCGUUGGCUGACUUCCGGUGGCGCGGACGCCGGAUUCCGCGGGAUGAGGAGAGAACAGAAGUGGGGCUUUUACAAUGUUGCCCUGUAAGAAGAGAAGAAGUACGGUGACAGAGUCCCCACAGCAUCAGGGCCAGCAGGAGGAGGUCGAUGUAGACUUAGAAUCGGCUGUACACCUCGACUCUGCCCAGGUGAGAGAGCUGCAGUCCGUGUCGCUGUGCUGGGGCCCGAGUCCUGACAGAAGAGCUGGCCCUGAAGUCGCGUGUGUGCAGGAUGCAGGGCGGCAGGCUGCUGCCGAGGACGCACCUUUGAGCGCAAGGACGCUCACCCAGGACACACAGUUUCCAGUCCUAGACGGUGUUGAUGUGGACAUGGCUCAGGGAAUCACCCUGCCUGCCUUGGAGUCCUCCCCUCCCCUUGACAUACACAUGGGUAAAGGAAAAUUCCAGGCCACUGGCACAAGGAGAUGGAGGAAAAUGACACCCAGGCCUGCGCCAGGUAUUCAAGAAGACAGAAGUGACCGUCUCAGCAAGAAGGAGCCUGUUUCAGGAGCUUGUAGUGAAGAAGUCAGGGAAGAAGGAGGCAGCGUGAUAGAGAACAAGAGAGAGACAGAGAGAUCUUCCAUCUGCUUGUUCACUUCCCAGAUAUCCACAACGACCAUGGCUGGGCCAGGCGGAGGCCAAGAGCCAAGAAGCCAUCCAGGUGUCGCACACAUGUGGCAGGCCAAAGUCUGCUGCUUUCCAGAUGAGGCAAAUGAUGAUGAUGACCCAGAGUAUAAUUUCCUGGAAGAUCUUGAUGAACCUGACACCGAGGAUUUCCGCACUGAUCGGGCAGUGAGAAUCACCAAAAAGGAAGCGGAAGAGCUGUUUGAAACUUUCCAAGAUGAGAUGGGAUUCUCCAACAUGGAAGAUGACGGCCCAGAGGAAGAGGAGCACGUGGCUGAGUCUCGGCCUAACUUUAACACCCCUCAAGCCCUACGGUUUGAGGAACCACUGGCCAACUUGCUCAAUGAACAACAUCGGACUGUGAAGGAGCUCCUGGAACAGCUGAAGAUGAAGAAAUCUUCAGCCAAGCCGCAGCAGGAGGUGGAGAGGGUGAAGCCUCGGACUGAGAAGGUUCCCCAGACUCUGAUUCUGGACCCAGCACAGAGGAGGAGGCUGCAGCAGCAGAUGCAGCAGCAUGUUCAGCUCUUGACACAAAUCCACCUUCUUGCCGCCUCCAACCUGAAUCUCAGUUCAGAGGCCAGUACCACCAAGAUAUUUCUUAAAGAGCUGGGAAUGUUUGCUCAGAGCUCCGUCGCCCUUCACCAUCAGUUCAACCCCAAGUUUCAAACCUUGUUCCAACCCUGUAAUUUGAUGGGAGCUAUGCAGCUCAUUGAAGACUUCAGUACACACGUCAGCGUUGACUGGAGUCCUCGCAAAACUGUGAAGAAGACUGCUUCUGAAUUUCUCUGUUUGCCAAAGCAAGUGGCUUGGAUCCUGGCCACAAGCAAGGUUUUCAUGUAUCCAGAGCUACUUCCGGUGUGUUCCCUGAAGGCAAAGAAUCCCAAGCAUAAGAUGACCUUCACCAAAGCUGAAGACAAUUUGUUAGCUUUAGGACUGAAGCAUUUUGAGGGGACUGAGUUUCCUAAGCCACUCAUCAGCAAGUACCUCCUGACCUGCAAGACUGCCCACCAACUGACGGUGAGAAUCAAGAACCUCAACAUGAACCGAGCUCCUGACAACAUCAUUAAGUUUUAUAAGAAGACUAAGCAGCUGCCUGUCUUACUGAAGUGCUGUGAGGAGAUCCAGCCGCAUCAGUGGAAGCCACCGGUGGAGAGGGAAGAACACCGCCUCCCCUUCUGGCUGAAGGCCAGUCUGCCGUCCAUCCAGGACGAACUGCGCCGCCUGGCUGAUGGUGCGAGAGAGGCAGGCAACGGGACUGGAACCCCUGAGAUCGGCGCGGAACAAGGACUGGAGAAAAGCAGAGCAGAGCUGGGAAGUGAAACUCAGUACCCACUGCUGUUGCCCAAAGGUGUAGUCCUGAACCUAAAGCCAGUUGCCAGCCAGUUUUCCAGGAAGGCUUGGAGACAGAAGCGAUCAUCAGUGCUGAAGCCCCUCCUUAUCCGACCUAACCCUUCUCUCCAGCCUGGCUUCAACCCUGGGAAAACUCCAGCCCGGUCAACGCAGUCAGAAGCCCCUCCCAGCAAAAUCGUGCGGAUCCCUCACCUGAUCCAUCCGGCCACGGGCACACCAGCAGUUCCCGGUAUCUCUCCGCUGGGGAUCAGUGGGACUGAUAGCUUUGAAUCGUCGACAGCACUGCCUACUAUGUCCUUGGAGGCCAGGUCCAGCUUCCCUCUGUCUGAUAGCCAGACUGUGCUCUCCUCUGCCCCCGUGCCCAAGAUAAUGCUGCCUUCACUUGGUCCAUCCAAGUUCAGAAAGCCAUGUGUUAGACGGAGAUCCUCAAAGCGAAAGGGUUCCAAGUCUUCUCCCUGUCUGAAAACCGCCCCCUUAAUCUCCCCCCCACCAGUUAUCUUUACCGUUCCUGCCACCACCGUGAAGGUUGUGAGCCUGGGCAGUGGCUGUAACGUGAUCCAGCCUGUCAAUGCAGCUGUGGCCCAGAGCCCCCAGACCAUUCCCAUCACCACCCUCUUGGUUAACCCUACUUCCUUCCCCUGUCCACUGAACCAGCCCCUCGUGGCUUCCUCCAUCUCACCCUUAAUUGUUUCCAGCAACUCUGUGAAUCUUCCUGUACCACCCACCCCUGAAGAUGAGGCCCACGUGAAUGUGGACAUUGCUUGUCCUUUGGUUGAAGGGCAGAGUGCCUUUCAAAGCCCAGUGCCCAAAUUGGAACCCCAGGAACUAUCUCCUGUGUGUACAACUGUCUUCCCCAAAGAGGAGCGCAGCCCAGGGCCUCCAGUAGCAAACAGAGAAAGCCAGGAGGGACUGUCAGAGAACUGUGCCUAUUGGACUGUUGUGAAAACAGAGGAGGGGAUACAAAUGCUGGAGCCUCUGCCUCCGCGCCUCCAGGAACAUCUGAACUCUGCCCCCGGGGGUCUGGAGGGAACAGUCAAGGUGGAACCUGAAGAUGCCGGGGAGGAAGUCUCCAGUGGACCCCCUGUGCAGGACGUUUGUGAUGGAGUCAAAGAAGAGCGCUCUGUGGAAAUGGACAUUGUCUCUGCAGGCUCUCCAUCCCCUCGGCUUCUUCCUCUUCCUCCUCUUCCGGCUCGGAGUUCUCCUCCUGGGAGUUCUCUUCCUCAGACUCCCCCUCCUGACUCAUGCGCCUUUCAGAUGCCAGCCAAGUCAGCUUCUCCAUAGUUUCCUGCAAGCCCCAAAGAGCACUCACAAUGGCUCCGACAGGCUCACUACGGCUCCAGCUCACAGAGCUGUACCGGGGCUCCUACGAUAAAGACUGGGCCCCACACCUGUGAGGAGCAGCAGGAAUCCCAGGAUGUAGGAACUUGGUGUGAGAGGUAAGUCUGGCUCACACCUGCUUUCCCAGGCCACAGCAGAGAGCUGGAUUGGAAGAGGAGCAGCCAGGACUAGAACCGGCGCCCAUAUAGGAUGCUGGCGCCACAGGCAGAGGAUUAACCUACUGUGCCACAGCGCUGACCCCGCCAGCAAUUUCUAUCUUAUCCUGAGGUCUUCUCCUCAUCCUCCAGUCCUAACUGCAUCAACUCUCUUCUGCAAAUUCACCUUCAUUACGAUUUGAGUGAAAUAUCAGAAAACAUAUCUGCCGGUGCUGGCUCCUUGGUGCAGUAGGUUAAUCUUCCGUCUGCAGUGCUAGCAUCCCAUAUGGACGCUGGUCCUAGUACUGGCUGCUGCUCUUAUGGUCUGGCUCUCUUCAGUGCACUGGGAAGGCAGUGGAGGAUGGCUCAAGUGCUUGGGCCCCUGCACCUGUGUGGGAGGCCCAGGGUUAACUCCUGGCUCCUAGCUUCGGAUCAGCGCAGCUCCGGACGUUGGGCCAUCUUGGGAAUAAACCAAUGAAGGAAGACCUUUCUCUGUGUCUCUCCCUCUCACUGUGGUUCUACCUCUCAAAUAAAUAAAAUAUUUUUAAAAAUAAAACAAAACAUAGCUGCCACUUAAAUCAGUUUCAUGGCCGGGCUUGUGGUACUGGGGUUAAGCUGUGCCUGAUGCCAGCAUCCCAUAUUGGAGCACCGAUUUGAUACUUGGCUGCUCCACUUCUCAUCCAGCCCCAUGCUAAUGUGCCUAAGAAGGCAGCAGAGGAUGGUUCAAGUUCUUGGGCCCCUUCCACCCAUGUGGGAGACGUAGAUAAAGUGCCUGGCUUCUGGCUUCAGCUUGGCUUAGUCCCAGGUGUUGCAACCAUUUGGGGAGUAAACCAGAGGAUGGAAGACCUCUUUGUGUGUGUGUCUGUCUCUGAUGUUCUACUUUUGCAAUAAAUAAAUUUUUAAAAAGAAAUGGUUCGAUGGGCCAGUGCUGUGGCAUAGGGGGUAAAGCCGCUUCCUGCGGUGCUGGCAUCCCAUGUGGGCACUGAUUGGAGUCCUGGCUGUUCCACUUUUUUUUUUUUUAAUUUUUAUUUUUUAAUGUUUUUCUCUAUUUAUUUUUAUUUUUGACAGGCAGAGUGGACAGU